Messenger RNA from Mauremys reevesii (Reeves's turtle), 4854 nucleotides. RefSeq names its product glutamic--pyruvic transaminase 2 (gene GPT2). Lineage: Eukaryota; Metazoa; Chordata; Testudines; Geoemydidae. Gene Ontology annotation, biological process: biosynthetic process. The record is from RefSeq and is a predicted model, not a curated record. Bases 341 to 2071 code for a protein of 576 amino acids. The transcript is spliced from 12 exons. Gene Ontology annotation, molecular function: L-alanine:2-oxoglutarate transaminase activity; pyridoxal phosphate binding.
GUUUGCUGCCUCAUCACCUGAUGCUGUGGGCAGGCGCUGUGGAGAGUUUGUAAGAACUACAAACCCCACCAAGCAGCGCGACUGGUGGUCUGGCUGGUGCAAGCUCUGUUACUUUUGCAUGCUUGGAAAGCGGGCUACUAGUAGCAGAGGGUUGACCGUGUGUUGGUUUGCAGGUCUGAGCUAAAUGGCUUUUCCUGGGACAAUGUAUUACUGCAGAGAUCCUUUUUGCUUUUAAUUUUUCCUCCAACGCUAAGCUAUUGCAAUGAUGGGAUUUAAUGAUAACGUGGUGGCAUUGCAAGAUCAGUUGUGUGUCUAUUGCAGUUAAGUUUCAAGAAUCUGGAUGUGGGGGAGACUGCAGAGAACUGAGCAUGCACUUCGGCUACCCGCCAGGAGCAUGCAUCGGUUUGCAGUGCUUGCCAAGCAAACUGCGGCAAGCCCGGGCUGUAAAGGGCCAGGGUCCUGCAGGAAUGGAAGGAGAGACGUGGCUUUGCGAUGCAUUGCCUCGCUGGUCGAGGAGAAACGGCACCAGCAGCGCUUUACCCAGCGUACUCGCCCGGGGAGAGAAGGACUCGUGCGUUGGAACAGCGCUGCUGAGGCCUCUGCAGUGAAAAUCAACGAGAAGACGAGCAGGGAGAAAAUCCUGACGCUGGAGUCCAUGAACCCCCAGGUGAAAGCGGUGGAAUACGCCGUGAGGGGCCCCAUUGUCCUGAAAGCUGGCGAGAUCGAGAAGGAGCUGCGGAAGGGAAUCAAAAAGCCUUUUACUGAGGUCAUUAAGGCCAACAUUGGCGAUGCACAUGCAAUGGGACAGCAGCCCAUCACUUUCCUUCGUCAGGUGGUUGCACUUUGUACAUACCCAAACCUGUUGGACAGCCCAAGCUUCCCAGAAGACUCUAAGAAGAGAGCCAGACGGAUCUUGCAGGGGUGUGGAGGGAAUAGCUUAGGGUCUUACAGUGCCAGUCAAGGUGUAAAUUGCAUCCGUGAAGAUGUUGCAGCGUACAUUGAAAGACGAGAUGGAGGAGUUCCUGCAGAUCCAGAUAAUAUAUAUCUUACCACAGGGGCUAGUGAUGGAAUUGCUACUAUUCUAAAGAUCCUGGUCUCAGGAGGAGGGAAAUCCCGAACUGGAGUGAUGAUCCCAAUCCCACAAUACCCCUUGUAUUCAGCAGCCAUAUCUGAACUAGAUGCCAUCCAGGUGAACUAUUACCUGGAUGAAGAGAAUUGCUGGGCACUAGAUGUGAAUGAACUUCGUCGUUCCUUGAAUGAAGCCAAAGCAUACUGUAAUCCAAAGGUCCUUUGCAUCAUCAACCCAGGAAAUCCCACUGGUCAGGUUCAAAGUAGAAAGUGCAUUGAAGAUGUUAUACAUUUUGCUUGGGAGGAGCAACUCUUUCUUCUGGCUGAUGAGGUUUAUCAAGAUAACAUUUACUCAGAAGAAUGUCAGUUUCAUUCCUUCAAAAAGGUUCUGUAUGAGAUGGGACCAGAGUACUACAGCAAUGUAGAGCUAGCAUCCUUCCAUUCCACCUCCAAGGGAUACAUGGGCGAGUGCGGUUACCGAGGGGGUUAUAUGGAGGUCAUUAACUUGCAUCCAGAGAUAAAAGGACAGCUUGUUAAACUUCUCUCUGUUCGCCUCUGUCCUCCAGUCUCUGGACAGGCAGCUAUGGAUAUCGUAGUGAAUCCUCCAGUACCUGGGGAAGAAUCUUAUGCACAGUUCAUUAAGGAAAAGGAGUCUGUUUUGAACAAUCUUGCCCAAAAAGCCAAGCUAACAGAAGACAUGUUUAAUAAAGUGCCAGGAAUUCACUGCAAUCCACUUCAAGGAGCUAUGUAUGCCUUCCCAAGGAUAUUUAUCCCUUCCAAAGCCAUUGAGGCAGCAAAGGCUCAUGAAAUGGCCCCUGACUUAUUCUACUGUAUGAAACUUUUGGAAGAAACGGGAAUCUGUGUUGUACCUGGCAGUGGAUUUGGCCAAAGAGAAGGAAGUUACCACUUCAGAAUGACCAUUCUCCCUCCAGUAGAGAAGCUGAAGAUUGUGCUGGAGAAAGUGAAAGACUUCCACAUACAGUUUCUUGAAGAAUAUGCAUGAAAGAGAUGCAGACUCUUUCCCCCCUUCCCAAAGCAAAUGCAGAAAAUGAACAAUAUGUGCUGAGAAUGGGCUGUUCAUCUAGUUAACUGCAUUUACACUAGAUAAAGCCCAUAUGUGGGCAAAAGUUACACUUCUUCCUGAACAAUUAAACCUAAUGUCUGGUGUGGGAGAUACUGCUAUACAGAGGUGGGUGGGAGGGGAAACAUGAAGAGGGAAGGGGAAGAGAGAGUCUAGUAGACUAAUUUGUGCCUUGACUGGAAGUUAUAUUCUUGACUUACACUUCUGGCCUAGUUGGUUGUGGAGGAAAGUCACUUAUGAAAACUAUUGAUGAUAUUGCCUUCUACAAAGCAGAAAUGCAGAUACCCAACAUAUUUGCUCAGAAACAUCCAUUUCCUGUUUGAGAUUUUACCCCAAAAAAUCCUAAAAUCUACAUUCUAGGUGUGGUUGGGUUGUUAUUGUUUUUGAGUAUAAAGUGUUACCCACAUCUGAUCAAACUGGCAGUUGUUCGAAUAUUCAUAAAAAUCUUUGAUAGAUCAUUUUGUGUGACUAAGUUCUAUUGCAUCUGAACUUUACAUUAUUUCUAAAUAAAAUCUGAGUGGAGCACAGGCAGUUCUGAGGGCAGAGAUAGUGCAUAUGAUAUAUUGUGUAUGAGUCUUAGUUUAAGAAAUUGAAAUUCAAUGAAUUAUGACCAUGAACUAGUUUAUCCACACACAGCUCAAGAUAGAGUAGACAAGUAUGAGAGAACAAUAGCACUGAGCUUUUCAUAUCAUAACCACUUUGUUAAAAAAAUAAAAAAGCUGAGUUGUCUCCUGUUCACACAUGCCAUUUGUGUAUAUUGACUAUUACAAGCAACCAACUUCAAAGCAAAUGUGAACACUGUUAAGCCUUAAUAAUAAGGUCCAACACAAAAACUGUUAAAAUUGCAGCACCUCUUGAUCCUCUGAGAAUGAUUCUUUGGAACUGGAUGAUUAGGAGAUUAGUUAUGGGAGAAAGAGUCCUUUGCUUUACUGGUUUGAAUCUAGCCCAACUUUGUAAAGACUGAAAGAUGCUUCUGUCAGACAAAUGUUUGUAUGUAGCUUAAAGGAAAUUAAUUGGUAAUUUCAGUCUUGUUCCUAGUCAAAGUGUCUGGAUCACACAAGCUAUAUGUAUGGCAUCCUCAGCAGGGAGAGUAAAGGCUGAAUGGACAUGGAGGGUUGGGCACUCUGAACUCAAGAGGAUUCUUCCAGAACAGGAUGAGGUAUGGUGGCACAGCAUUAUGAACAUGCUUGUACCACCUGUGUCAUUCUUAUUUUGUGAAGGAACAAAAAAAAUGUUUAUUUGGCACCUUUUGCCAGCACAAACACAGAACUGAAAACUCCCCUACCAAUCACAGAGGUACUAAGUAACUUCAUCAAGUUUUGUCUUAGUUUGUGCAGAUCACUGUUUAGAGACAGCAUCUCAUUUAUUCACAUCAUUAAUUUAGAUCUUAUUCUUUAGGAGUAAAUUAGAAAUCUUGUUUACUAAUAUCAUUUUGUUAGUAAUACCUAGCUCAGCAUGUGGUGCUAAUAAGGAAGUUAAAAUCUUGGGAGUUGAAUCAAGUACAGGGACAAGUGAAUUAACACAUUGGAUAAAAGGAUGCAUCAGUCUAGUGUGUUAAGGAUAAAGAUGAUUAUUGGCCAUAUCUCUUACAACAACAUCAACUGGCCUAUGGAAUAGUACUGGAACAGACUGCACUUAGAAACUAUGAAAAUUUCAGAAACAUGCCCUAUAUGGAAUGAAUCAGUGGCUUCCUUUCAACUCCUAGUGGACAGAUAUCCAAAAUGCAACCUCAAUUGAAAAUGGUACACUGCGGAGCAGUGUUAUAGAGGCCUGGAGACUGAACUAAACUUUUACUUUGGAAACAUGGGUCUCAUCACAUCAGUUGUAUCUCUGGGAAGGCUGGGAAAGCUUGUGUUGCUGCUACCCAUGGAUAAACAGAACGCUUCAUUUGCCAGCUCUCUGGCAUCUUUCAUAAGCACUAAUAUAAUUCUAUACAGAAAUGUAAAAGUAAAAACAUGUAAUAAGAGGUCAAAACAUUCAUAUUUCAAGAAAAAAUAAAAAUUAUCCAAGAAAUUAAUUUUUUCUUGCUGUUGAAAUUAGCCCCCCAAGUCAAAUCUGGUGUGGGGCUCACUGCUUGGAAGUGGCUGCCAUAACCAACAAUCUAAUAAUGGAAGUUAGUAUAUUUUUUUACACUUUUGUAACAACAGCUUUUUUUCCUUGGGUAGUAUAUGUAGUCUAACAAACCAAUAGAUUUUAUAUUUACCUUGUGUUUACACCUGAUAUUCCUGAAAACAAUCCAAGGUUUACAACAUACUAGAGACAUUCUAUAUGGGUGUUGAAAGCUGCUUUUUUCCCCCCAGUCAGAGCAGCAGUCCUUAUAGGUAACUUUUAAAUCAAGGAUAGUGACCUAAUUUUAGUUUUCUAAACAUUCUAUGAUGGUGCCUUUUAUGUUUCUGACAUUGUAAGGGAGAACAUAUGUUUUGUUCUGAUGCAUCUCCUAGAGAAGGGUGGGGGGUUUCUACUGUUCAUCCACAAUAUUAGUAUGUACUGUGGCAAGCUACAGUAUACAGGUACGUUUUUGUGGGACAAAACUGAAAAACUAAGAAACAAAGACUUACAUUUUCAUUGUCUUCAAUGUUUAAUAGACUAUCUAUUUUUUAAUGCAUGUUUCUAGGUUUUGUUUACCUACAGGUGCUUCUUAAUACUGUAUUUAGAUUAACUUAGAUGUAUCCAAGACUUCAGAACAAUAAAAUAGAUGUCAGAGA